GAGAUGCAGAUCUUCAUGAAGACCCUGACGGGCAAGACCAUCACCCUUGAGGUUGAGCCCAGUGACACCACUGAGAAUGUCAAAGCCAAAAUCAAAGACAAGGAGGGCAUCCCCCCUGAUCAGCAGUGUCUGAUUUUUGUGGGCAAACAGCUGGAAGAUGGCCACGCUCUGUCAGAUUACAAUAUCCAGAAAGAGUCCGCCCUGCACCUGGAGCUUCGCCUCUGGGGUGGCAUCAUGGAACCCUCUCUCCACCAGCUGGCCCAGAAAUACAACUGCGACAAGAAGAUCUGCCGCAAAUGUGCUCACCUGCACCCCCGCGCUGUCAACUGCUGCAAGAAGUGCAGCCGCACCAACAACCUGCGCCCCAAAAAGAAGGUCAAAUAA
Molecule: messenger RNA, 384 nt
Organism: Neogale vison (American mink)
Lineage: Eukaryota; Metazoa; Chordata; Mammalia; Carnivora; Mustelidae
Product: ubiquitin-like
Exons: 1
Coding region: 4-384 (126 amino acids)
Biological process (GO): protein ubiquitination; translation; modification-dependent protein catabolic process
Cellular component (GO): ribosome; cytoplasm; nucleus
Molecular function (GO): structural constituent of ribosome; ubiquitin protein ligase binding; protein tag activity
Source: RefSeq, a predicted model, not a curated record